AUGCCAUCUAUUGCAGCGCCGGCGGUCGAGCAGCAUGCCACCGGCUUCGGCUUCGGUACACCGUCGCCACGGCUGUUGUGGCGCUUUAUCUUGGCCGAGGAAGAGAACGAGGUGGCCGAAGACGACUGCGACUGCGACUGGACACAGUUAGCCUACAACGUUGAAGUCUGGCAUGUGGCACGCUGGGCGCCGAGCUGCUCGACACCUCCGACGGCGUUCCCCCUCGUGGUUGUGUCCAACAUUCUGCACACGCUGUGA
This is a messenger RNA of Sporothrix brasiliensis 5110, 258 nucleotides long. RefSeq lists its product as uncharacterized. The transcript has 2 exons. NCBI's taxonomy places the organism in Eukaryota, Fungi, Ascomycota, Sordariomycetes, Ophiostomatales, Ophiostomataceae. The record is from RefSeq and is a predicted model, not a curated record. The coding region runs from base 1 to 258 and encodes 85 amino acids.